AUCACCGUCACACUGGAAAACCAUUGUACUUUUUGCGAACGCGCAGGUACUACAUUACGUACUUUAUCAAAACACAGUGACGCCAAAAAUUUUUUCAAAACUCAAAAAGCAUACUUCCGCAUACAUUGCGCAAUAUGACGCAGUUUUAAUUUAUAAACCAGUUAAGACUUGCAAUGAUUCUAAAACCACCUGUCUGACAAUCAGAACAAUAGAACCGGGACAGACGAGAUAAAUAUGAAUAAGUAUUGUUGAAUGUUUACAAUUUUGUUAGUGCGAGAGCUGAAAUCGAUGAGUGCGCUCGGUCGACGCAUGGAAACUCUGGUGUUCGUCGGCAACGUGUAAUCAACGAUUUGUUAGUCAAUUUGUUCGACAACUGUCAACUCCAAAAUGGAAGACCUCGAGCGCAAAAACCGAACCCGACCCGUCAAGAAAAUCCACCCAAAAGCGAGAGCUAAUCUUCUAUCAACUUUAUUCUUUUGCUGGGCGCUACCCUUUUUCCGAAAAGGACUUAAAAAAGAUCUCGGUGACGACGACCUCUACGGGCCUUUAAAAUCGCACGAGUCCCGAAUACUAGGAGACCGGAUGAAAAAGGCCUGGGAGAAUGAGGAAAACCAGCACCGAAUCCCGUCCCUACGAAGAAUAAUAGUCAAAGUGUUCUACCGCGAAAUCAUAUUCUAUUCGUUUUUCCUGUUGAUUCAAGAACUGGUACUAAAACUAGGGCAACCUUUACUCGUCGGUAAAUUGUUGGAAUACUACACACCCAACGGUAUAUCGAAAAACGAAGCCUACAUGUACGCUGCCGGAAUAAUCCUGUUUUCUUUCUUAAACGUGAUGAUAGUACACGGGAGUUAUUUCGGUCUUGAACAUCUCUCAAUCAAGAUGCAGAUAGCUUGCCGGUCCUUGAUAUACCGGAAGGCCCUAAAACUGAGCAAAACCGCGAUGAUGGAAAGCACUGUAGGCCAAAUGGUGAAUUUAAUAUCAACCGACGUCAGCAGGUUCCACUAUAUCUGUCUACACUUGUACCAAAUUUUCGUGACUCCGAUACAGACGAUGAUCGCUUUGUACUUGCUUUUUGCGACUGUGGAUGCUACGGCCAUGGUCGGCGUCGGACUACUGAUGCUAUUCAUUCCGAUUUUGUUCUACCUCGGAAAAUUGACGGCCCGGUAUAGAUACAGGACAGCGCUUAAGUCGGACUACAGGAUUCGCCUAAUGAACGAGAUCAUUUCGGGGAUACAAGUAAUCAAAAUGUACACUUGGGAGAAACCGUUCGCCAAAUUAAUAGAACUAGCGCGAAAGUUAGAAAUCCACGAAAUCAAAGCCAACGCGUACCUUCGGGCUAUCUACAUGUCCACGUCUAUGUACAUCGUCCCUACUUCUAUUUUCCUGUGUGUUCUAACCUACGUGAGCACUGGUCACGUGUUACAAGCCCACUACGUCUACGUAGCCACUUCCUUCUACGGAACCCUCCGACAACCCUUAACCCUUCAUCUACCCCGAUGCGUCGCCAUGUUAGCCGAAAUCGGUGUAUCCCUCAAACGAAUCCAAUCCUUCCUCCUCAACGACGAAGUCGACAGUCACGACCCAUCAACCAUUCCAACCCCAGAAGUGGGAAUUAGUUUACAAGGAGUGGACGUCCAGUGGGACAAAUCGUCGUCAGACUUGAACUUAAGCGGGAUUGACUUUUGCGUUGGACCCAAUCAACUGGUUGCAGUUGUGGGUCGGGUGGGUAGCGGCAAGACCACUCUCAUCCAGACCAUUCUCAAAGAAGCGUCCCUAUCCUCCGGGACGCUCCAAGUCAAAGGCAAAAUGUCCUACGCUUCCCAAGAACCCUGGCUUUUUGCCUCCAGUAUCAAACAAAAUAUACUUUUCGGCGAAGACAUGGACCUCGAAAGGUACAAAAAAGUAGUUCGGGUGUGUGCGUUGGAAAAGGAUUUUAUGUCGUUCCCGUACGGGGAUCGUACCAUUGUGGGAGAAAAAGGAAUAAUGUUGAGCGGCGGCCAAAAAGCUAGAGUGGGUCUAGCCCGGGCUAUUUACAAACAAGCCGAUAUUUAUCUCCUCGAUGACCCUUUAUCAGCGGUAGACGUCCAAGUCGGUAAGCAAAUCUUCGAAGGUUGCAUCACAGGUUAUCUCAAGGAUAAGUGUGUCGUUCUGGUGACUCACCAGAUUCAGUACCUGAGUAACGUAGACAAAAUCUACGUCCUCGAAAACGGUACUAUCAGUGCGAGCGGUACGUAUGCGGAAUUAAAGAAGGUCGAAGGCGACUUUAUCAAACUAUUGCAUGAGGUCGAAAAUGAGGUUUUAGAGGAAGAAGACACCAGUGAAACGUCACCAGUUAAACGAAAGUCGAUAGGUUUCGAGGAAAAAACUGACUUGCCUAAGGAAGUCAAAGAGCAAAGAGGUGUCGGAACUAUCUCGAAAAAAGUCUAUCUGCAUUACUUCCGGAUGGGAGGUAGUUAUUUGUUUCCUUUAUUCGUGUUUACUACAUUUCUGUUAACCCAGAUUUGUGCAAGUGGAGUUGACUAUUUUCUUAGUUUUUGGGUAAAUCUUGAACAGAAGCGGUUGGAAGACCAACAAACGGUUAAUGACACAGAGAGUUACAGAGUCGAGUUCGAGGAAAGUUUUUUCACUUCUGAUAAUCUUUUGUGUCUGUAUGGGUCGCUAAUCGCUCUUUUGAUUUUCUUGGUUUUGUUGCGAUCAGUGUGUUUUGUUAAGUAUUCGAUGAUGGUGGCAAAGCGUCUGCACGAUUAUAUGUUUGAUAAGACCGUACACACAACGAUGAGGUUCUUCAACACGAAUCCUUCGGGAAGAAUCCUCAAUCGGUUUGCUAGAGAUAUGAACAUUGUAGAUGAGACGCUGCCAACAUCGAUGACGGAUUCAGUACAAGUCUUUCUGCACGUACUUGCCAUAACUUUCAUUAUCUCGCUGGUCAACCUGUGGAUAAUACUGCCAACGAUUGUCAUUUUCGUGAUUUUUUACGGCUAUAAAUUCGUCUUCGUGUCGACGAGUAGAGACCUGAAACGCAUAGAAAGUACCGCCCGAAGUCCAUUGUUCUCGCACCUCACUGCAUCUCUGCAAGGUCUGUCAACCAUAAGAGCCUUCGGAGCCCAAAAGGUCCUCCAACUGGAGUUCGACCAUAUACAAGACCACCACAGUUCGGCGUACUUCAUGUUCAUGUCUUGUAGCCGAACCUUCGGGUUCUGGUUGGACGUCAACUGUGUCAUUUACAUUGGACUCGUGAUCCUCAGUUUCCUCUUCAUCGGUACCGAAACUUACGGUGGUAAUGUUGGCUUAGCCAUCACACAGUCCAUCGCUUUGACCGGAACGUUGCAACGCGGCAUCCGACAAUGGAGCGAACUCGAAAACCACAUGACUUCAGUUGAACGGGUCGUCGAAUACACAGAACUCUCCCCCGAGCCCGACCUAGGCAAAACUACCCCACCCAAAAACUGGCCACAGCAAGGCAAAAUCGACUUUAUCAAAGUAUCAAUGAAGUAUUCCGUCGAUAGUCCUUACGUCCUCCGCACCUUAUCCUGGACAGUCGCACCCAAAGAAAAAAUCGGUAUCGUGGGUCGUACCGGUGCCGGAAAGUCGUCUCUAAUUUCAGCUUUGUUCCGUCUCGCGUUGGUUGAAGGUACUAUCAAAAUCGACGACAUUGACACCAAAUCACUCCCUUUAACCAAUCUGCGUUCAAUAAUGUCGAUCAUUCCUCAAGAACCGGUACUAUUUUCCGGCUUACUACGAAAAAAUCUUGACCCUUUUGACGAAUACAGCGACGAGGAGCUGUGGAAUGGGCUAGAAGAAGUUGAAUUGAAGCAACUGGUGUCUGAUUUACCUGCUGGGUUGUCGACGAAGUUGGCAGAGGGAGGAUCGAAUUUUAGUGUCGGGGAAAGACAGCUGUUGUGUCUGGCAAGAGCAAUCGUUCGUAAAAAUAAUAUAUUGAUUCUAGAUGAAGCUACGGCGAAUGUAGAUCUCCAGACUGAUGAGUUGAUUCAGAAAACUAUUCGGAGGAAGUUUGGCGAUUGCACUGUGCUGACUAUUGCGCAUAGGUUGCAGACGAUUAUGGAUUCUGAUAAGGUGCUGGUGAUGGAUGGGGGGUGCGCGGUGGAGUUUGAUCACCCGCAUGUGCUUUUGCAAAACACAGAAGGGUUGUUUUAUUCGCUGGUAAACGAAACGGGGGCGGCUAUGGCCGAAAAUUUGAAAACGACAGCGGCUCAGAAUUUUCACAACGGACAAGGACCAUAUGCCGCUGGUGCCCCACAACUUUUUUUAAACCACAGAAGUGAUAGGGAAUGAAAACGUUACUGAACUACGAAGAUGAUAAGGGAAAUAUUUCAAAGAACUGUUAACGUGAUUUACAAUCAUUAAAUAUUUUAUAUAUCUUUGGAAAAUAAACUUUUUAUGUGCGCA
Messenger RNA from Zophobas morio, 4407 nucleotides. RefSeq names its product probable multidrug resistance-associated protein lethal(2)03659. Gene Ontology annotation, cellular component: membrane. Gene Ontology annotation, biological process: transmembrane transport. The transcript has 10 exons. The record is from RefSeq and is a predicted model, not a curated record. Bases 388 to 4293 code for a protein of 1301 amino acids. Gene Ontology annotation, molecular function: ATP binding; ATP hydrolysis activity; ABC-type transporter activity. Lineage: Eukaryota; Metazoa; Arthropoda; Insecta; Coleoptera; Tenebrionidae.